This is a messenger RNA of Megalobrama amblycephala (Wuchang bream), 2651 nucleotides long. RefSeq names its product peroxisome proliferator-activated receptor gamma (gene pparg). Gene Ontology annotation, molecular function: nuclear receptor activity; RNA polymerase II cis-regulatory region sequence-specific DNA binding; zinc ion binding. Gene Ontology annotation, cellular component: nucleus. The coding region runs from base 980 to 2512 and encodes 510 amino acids. Gene Ontology annotation, biological process: hormone-mediated signaling pathway; positive regulation of transcription by RNA polymerase II; regulation of lipid metabolic process. The transcript has 7 exons. The record is from RefSeq and is a predicted model, not a curated record. Lineage: Eukaryota; Metazoa; Chordata; Actinopteri; Cypriniformes; Xenocyprididae.
GAAGGUGAUUUAGAGGGAAAGUGAGAAAAAAAGAAUCUAUUAAGAGGAGUUCACUGAAGAUAAAACUGAAGAAGGUGUUGUUUAUUAUUUUACAUCGAACAGUAAAAAUCAAAACUAAAUUUGGCUAAAUGCCAAAAUUGCCAGUUUUAGUGCUCGAAGCAUUUUUCGUGGUCACACCGGGUGCCAAGAUGAACACAGGUGGAAUAAUAUCGGUAGUUUAUGCGUUAUGUAAACUUGUUCGCGUAAUGCAGUUAAUUUGGCGUUGAUUUCUUUGGCUCUUCCGCAUUUCUCCAUGUGUUCCAAAGGUGUUCCAGAUGGGAGGAGAAAUGGAGUGGUGGUGUCCCGAAACAUAUGGAGCUGCCUAACUAGAACGCAUUAAAAAUUUAGCCAUUUUAAAAUAUUUAAUGUAAAAUAAUCUUUUUGAAUAUUUAGUAAUAUUUAUCUGAUCCAAUAAAAAAUAAUAAUUUUGAGUCUGUAGAAUCAUUUUGGGCAUUUUGAAGCGUUUUGAGAAUAUUUCAAUUCAGAUCUAAGUCGGUUUAUUUAAAUUACUGAAUGCUUUAGAAUUAUUUCUAGCAUCAAAUCUGUGUGCUGCAUACAUAAAAUAGUGUAUUUAAACGCAGGACACGUGUAACAUUAUUGGGCACAUAUUAUAGACGCGAUAGAUGCGUGCGCGCGCGCGCGUGUGUGUGAGUGAGUGAGUGAUUGCGAGAGAGAGAGCGCGCAUAUUACAACCCUUCAAAAUGCUGUCUAGUUAGGCAGCUCGCUAUGUUUUGAGACGGCGCCAUUAGGUCUGGUUGCCCCGCGCAUCUUUGCGCCUCACAGUCCUCUCCACAAGCUUCUGUCUGUAACCACACCGACCCAAACCUGCUGCGCGCGGCCGGACGGCAGGAAAACUCCUGCGACUCUCUCACACACUCGACUGACAGCAGGAGGAAACAUCUCUGGCGUCACUGAACACCUCCAAGAGACCCCUACAGAUAUGGUGGACACGCAGACGUUCGCCUGGCCCGUGGGAUUCGGCCUGAGCGCUCUGGAACUGGACGAACUCGACGACAGCUCGCACUCGCUGGACAUGAAGCCUUUCUCCACGCUGGACUACACCACCAUUUCCGGCAUCGAGUAUGAGCCGAGUCCGCCGCAGAACGAGAUGCCGCACAUGAUGGAUCUGACGCACAUGUACAGCUACAGGACGCAGGAGAACUACAGGACGCAGGAGAGCAUCUACAGAGCUCACGAGAGCAGCUACAUCGCCGACGACAGCGGAUACAGAGCGCACCACGCACAAAACUCGAUCAAACUCGAACCCGAGUCUCCUCCACAGUUUGCCGAGAACAGCCUGUCACUUUCCAAAGCUCACGAAGAUCCGUCCGCCUCCGUGUUGAACAUCGAGUGUCGUGUGUGCGGAGACAAGGCCUCGGGCUUCCAUUACGGCGUUCAUGCCUGCGAGGGCUGCAAGGGAUUCUUCCGCAGAACCAUUCGCUUGAAGCUGGUCUACGACCACUGCGACCUGCACUGCCGCAUCCACAAGAAGAGUCGCAACAAGUGCCAGUACUGCCGCUUUCAGAAGUGCCUGAUGGUUGGCAUGUCGCACAACGCCAUUCGUUUUGGUCGAAUGCCCCAAGCCGAGAAGGAGAAGCUCUUGGCCGAGUUCUCCACUGACGUGGACCACAUGCACCCAGAAUCGGCCGAUCUCCGAGCGCUGGCCAGGCAUCUGUACGAGUCCUAUCUGAAGUACUUCCCCCUGACCAAAGCCAAGGCCAGAGCCAUUCUGUCAGGAAAGACCAGCGACAACGCACCUUUCGUCAUCCACGACAUGAAGUCUCUGAUGGAAGGAGAGCACAUGAUCAACUGCCGGCAGAUGCCCAUGCAGGAGCACCGGAGAUCCGACGUGGGCAUCAUGCGUGAAGUGGAGCUUCGUUUCUUCCACAGCUGCCAGUCGCGUUCGGCCGAAGCCGUCAGCGAAGUCACCGAAUUUGCCAAGAGCAUCCCGGGCUUCGUCAACCUGGACUUGAACGACCAAGUGACGCUCCUGAAGUACGGCGUCAUCGAGGUGCUCAUCAUCAUGAUGGCUCCGCUCAUGAACAAAGACGGCACGCUCAUCUCCUACGGUCAGAUCUUCAUGACCCGCGAGUUCCUCAAGAGCCUGCGCAAACCCUUCUGUGAAAUGAUGGAGCCCAAGUUCGAGUUCUCCGUCAAGUUCAACAUGCUGGAGUUGGACGACAGCGACAUGGCGCUGUUCCUGGCCGUCAUCAUCCUGAGCGGAGAUCGUCCCGGACUGCUGAACGUCAAGCCCAUUGAGGAUCUACAGGAGACGGUUCUUCACUCUCUGGAGCUGCAGCUGAAGACCAACCAUCCAGACUCGCUCCAGCUCUUCGCCAAGGUCCUGCAGAAGAUGACGGACCUGCGGCAGCUGGUGACCAACCACGUCCAGCUGAUCCAGCUGAUGAAGGAGACGGAGGUGGACUGGUGCUUACACCCGCUCCUGCAGGAGAUCAUGAGGGACUUGUACUAGUCUGUGUUUGUGAUCCUGAGCUUUGGUUUACUGCUCUGAAGUUUUUGCACUGUAACAGACAGAGAGACCGGUCGUUUCUGCGUCGUGUCCACUGCGGCGGCGCUGGUGAGAGAGGGCAGUACCACUGUGAACAUGUUCU